AAUUAACGACCUAAAAUUACAAACUACGAUCCCAUAACUCCCCGCAAACCUCGCACUUGCCUCCAGUCUUUUGACACGUGUCGACAAAAUAUUUAUUUAUGCUCAUUACGAUUAUCACAAAUUGCAUUAUUCACCACCCGGUCCAACCCAGGAACCUCCCGCUGAGAUAGAAGGACAAACCGUUUCUUGUUGCUACGUAUGUUUAUCGGAGAUUAGUAUUUACUAAUGACUGCGAUGUCUUAAAUGAUGACAGGGUUGACAAAGUUAUUACGUUUUUAGUUUCUUUGUUCGUAGGUUUCCAUGGUAAAGUGUCCGGAGAGAAUUUGGAAAUCAGCCAACCGAUUAUUGUCCCACAUCGAACGGACGCAGUUGAAAUUGUGAAAGGACAAUGGCCCCAAAGGAACUUCAAUGCUUUCUUUUCGUCUGUUUCUUUGCCUUGGGAAGUGCUACCUACUGUACCUACGACAGUGAUUGUUCCUAUAGUGAGUCCUGUUGUGAUUAUGUCUGCAGAGACCGUUGUUUCUGUUCGUACGAUCACCAAUGUGGAUGGGGCGAGAAAUGCUGUAAUAGCAAAUGCAGUAGUUCGUCUUCUUGCCGUUCCUGCACGUACGACUACGAAUGUGGAUCGAGCAAGAAAUGCUGUAAUAGCAAAUGCAGUAGUAGUUCGUCUUCUUGUUCCUGUUCGUCCGACUACCAGUGUGACAGUGGAGAGUAUUGCUGUGGAGGAGUUUGUUCGUCGUACUGUGGUUGGAGCGGCGGGUCUAUUGCAGGCGCUGUUACCGGCACGAUUAUUUUUUUUGCAAUCAUCAUUUCCAUCGUAUCCUGCUGCUGCUGCGCUUGUUGCCCGUACUACCGCUAUCGUACACCCAGUGCUGUGGUCGUCGCCGGCCAACAGCCACAGCAACAAAUCUUCUCAACCCAAAUGAUGACGACGCAACAAGUACAUGCUCCUCCGCCGGUGAACUACAACCUGCCUCCUCCAGGUUUCAAUCAGGCUCCUCCGCCUUACUCAGGCGGUCCACCACUACCAAACCAAUAUGCUCCACCGCUGGGACAAGCUCAAGCGGCGCCGAUGCCAGCUGCUGUAAACGAGAUGUAA
Molecule: messenger RNA, 1099 nt
Organism: Pocillopora verrucosa
Lineage: Eukaryota; Metazoa; Cnidaria; Anthozoa; Scleractinia; Pocilloporidae
Product: keratin-associated protein 4-3-like
Source: RefSeq, a predicted model, not a curated record